AUGUCGUGGAAACUGACCAAGAAGCUCAAGGAGACCCAUCUUGGUCCUCUUGCCAACACCUUCUCCCGAUCUCCAUCCACCGCAACAAUCACACCAGAGUCCGCGAAGGACGAGAAAUCGAGCUUAGCAGGCAGCACUCCUGCCCCUACAAACGACAAUGGUAUAGCUGCGUCCGAAAUCAUAGCUGCCCAGCCCCAAUCGCAACCACGACCGGGUAUUUUGAUCGUCACGUUGCACGAAGGUACUGGUUUCUCUCUGCCAGAGCAAUACAAAACCUCUCUUAGUUCACACCAACAAAACUCUCUUUCCCAGGGCAAUGGAUUUGGAGUGGCUGGAUCCGUACGGCCAGGCUCAUCUCAACAACAGGGCAGCGUCGCCGGCUCCUAUUCUACCAACGCGAGGCCACAAACAUCGGGCGGUGGGUUUGGCGCAGUCCCUAUGAACCACGGUCGAAUCUCAUCCAAGUACCUCCCAUACGCUCUGCUGGAUUUCGAUAAGUUGCAGGUGUUCGUAAACGCUGUCUCAGGAACUCCCGAGAACCCCCUAUGGGCGGGAGACAACACUCAAUACAAAUUCGAUGUAUCUCGAGUAACAGAACUCGCAGUCCAUCUCUACCUACGAAAUCCGAAUGCACCUCCCGGGUCCGGACGAAGUCAAGAUAUCUUUCUUGGGGUAACACGCAUCAAUCCCCGUUUCGAGGAAGCCCAUAAAUACGUUGAGGAUCCCAAGUUGAGCAAGAAGGACAAAGAGAAGGCGGCUGCAGAAUGGCAAUCCAAAGAAAAGGCUCUGGGCCAGGCGGGGACCGAUUGGCUGGAUGUAACGUAUGGGACCGGCAAGAUCCGAAUUGGCGUCGAGUACAUUGAGAACAGAACGAGAUCAUUAAAGAUCGAAGGUUUCGACCUGCUGAAGGUUGUUGGCAAAGGCAGCUUCGGAAAGGUUAUGCAGGUAAAGAAAAAGGAUACCCAACGGAUCUAUGCCCUGAAAACGAUUCGAAAAGCGCAUAUUAUCUCCCGGUCGGAAGUCGCACAUACAUUGGCGGAACGAUCUGUCCUUUCACAAAUUAACAACCCCUUUAUCGUACCUCUCAAAUUUACAUUCCAGUCACCUGAGAAGCUCUACUUUGUUUUGGCAUUCGUCAACGGAGGGGAGUUGUUCCAUCAUCUCCAAAAGGAGCAACGCUUCGAUAUCAAUCGCUCCAGAUUUUAUACUGCAGAACUUCUCUGUGCGCUCGAGUGUUUACAUGGUUUCAACGUUAUUUACCGAGAUUUGAAGCCUGAGAAUAUUCUACUAGAUUAUUCUGGACACAUUGCUCUGUGCGAUUUCGGCCUAUGUAAGCUGGACAUGAAGGAUGAGGACCGCACGAACACAUUUUGUGGCACGCCCGAAUACCUUGCUCCCGAGCUGUUGCUAGGUCAGGGUUAUACAAAGACCGUCGACUGGUGGACUCUUGGUGUUCUUCUCUAUGAGAUGUUGACGGGCCUACCCCCUUUCUAUGACGAGAAUACCAAUGAGAUGUACCGAAAGAUUUUGUCAGAGCCUCUCCAUUUCCCUGGGCCGGAGAUUGUGCCACCUUCCGCGAAGGAUCUUCUCACUAAGCUCCUCAACCGCAAACCCGACCAACGAUUGGGAGCCAAUGGUGCAUCCGAGAUUAAGGCACACCCCUUCUUCCACAGCAUUGACUGGCGGAAGCUUCUUCAGCGAAAAUACGAGCCGACCUUCAAGCCCAAUGUGACUGGUGCCACUGAUACGAAGAACUUUGAUGAGGAGUUCACGAAAGAAUUUCCCGCCGAUUCGCUUGUUGAAGGGCCAAUGUUGUCACAAACCAUGCAACAACAAUUCACGGGAUGGUCAUACAACCGUCCUGUUGCAGGUUUGGGCGAUGGAGGUGGCAGUAUCAAGGACCCCUCAUUCGUUGGAAGUAUAACAGAUAGAUGA
Messenger RNA from Venustampulla echinocandica, 1935 nucleotides. RefSeq names its product Protein kinase-like (PK-like). Gene Ontology annotation, molecular function: ATP binding; protein serine/threonine kinase activity. The record is from RefSeq and is a predicted model, not a curated record. Bases 1 to 1935 code for a protein of 644 amino acids. Gene Ontology annotation, biological process: protein phosphorylation. The transcript has 4 exons. Lineage: Eukaryota; Fungi; Ascomycota; Leotiomycetes; Helotiales; Pleuroascaceae.